This is a messenger RNA of Brassica rapa (field mustard), 3442 nucleotides long. RefSeq names its product pentatricopeptide repeat-containing protein At1g25360. NCBI's taxonomy places the organism in Eukaryota, Viridiplantae, Streptophyta, Magnoliopsida, Brassicales, Brassicaceae. Gene Ontology annotation, biological process: RNA modification. The record is from RefSeq and is a predicted model, not a curated record. Gene Ontology annotation, molecular function: protein binding; RNA binding; zinc ion binding.
AAAUAUUAUAAAAUUUAGGACUGAAAAUUAUAUGAUUUAAACUUAAAAUUAAGCAUAUAUUCGUUUAUAAUAAUUUUUUAAUGAUUUCAUAUUAAAACUGUGAAAAUACACAUAAAUUAAGGAAUUAUUUGGUUUUACGUUAACCGGAUAUGUCUGGUAUAAAAAAAAUAGAUUGGUAAACCGAACCACAAACAUUGAAAUGCAACCGAAUCCAGAGCUCAUCCGAACCAUAGCCAACCGCUACGCCGCGAACCUCACCCUCUGCUUCCCUCUCCGACGAACGUCUCUCCAACUCGCACGUGCCAUCCACGCCAACUUCAUCACCUUCGGGUUCCAGCCACGCGCCCACAUCCUCAACCGUCUGAUCGAUGUCUACUCCAAAUCUUCUGAGCUCCGUUACGCGCGCCACCUGUUCGACGAAAUCCCCGAACCGGAUAAAAUCGCCAGAACCACCAUGGUCUCCGGCUACUCCGCCUCCGGCGACAUCGCCCUCGCUCAGAAUAUCUUCGAGGAGACGCCAUUGUCUAUGCGAGAUACUAUAAUGUACAACGCGAUGAUCACCGGCUUCACGCACAGCCACGACGGGUGCUCCGCCGUGAGCAUGUUUCGCGAGAUGAAGCGCGAAGGGUUCAGACCGGAUAACUUCACUUUCGCGAGUGUUCUUGCUGGUUUGGCGCAUGUUGUGGAAGAGGAGAGAGAGUGUGUGCAGUUUCACGCUGCAGCUGUAAAGUCCGGAGCUGGGAGUAUCACUUCUGUUAUGAACGCUAUGGUCUCUUUGUAUUCAAAGUGUGAUCUUUUAAACUCGGCGAGGGGAGUGUUUGAUGAGAUCACUGAGAAAGAUGAGAGGUCGUGGACGAGUAUGAUGACUGGUUAUGUAAAGAACGGUUUUUUCGAUUCAGGGCUAGAGUUGCUUGAAGGGAUGGACGAGGGGAUGAAGCUUGUUGCUUAUAACGCGUUGAUCUCUGGUUAUGUUCAUAGAGGGUUGCAUCGAGAGGCGUUGGAGAUGGUUAGAAGGAUGGUUUCAAACGGAAUUGAGCUUGAUGCGUUUACUUAUCCUAGUGUUAUAAGGGCGUGUGCUACUUCCGGGUUGCUUCAGUUUGGGAAGCAAGUCCAUGCCUAUGCGUUGAGAAGGCAGGACUUCUCGUUUCAUCUCGACAACUCUUUGGUUUCGUUGUACUAUAAAUGUAAUAAGUUUGUCGAGGCGAGGGCCAUUUUCGAUAAAAUGAGGGCGAAAGACUUGGUUUCUUGGAACGCGUUGUUGUCGGGUUACGUUAGCUCUGGGCACAUAGGCGAGGCGAAGCUGCUUUUCAAGGAGAUGGAAGAGAAGAACAUCUUGACGUGGAUGAUAAUGAUCUCGGGGUUAGCGGACAACGGGUUUGGAGAAGAAGGUUUGAGGCUGUUCUCUUGUAUGAGGAAAGAAGGUUUCGAGCCGUGCGAUUAUGCCUUCUCCGGGGCGAUCAAGUCGUGUGCUGUUCUUGGAGCUUAUUGCAACGGGCAGCAGUUCCAUGCUCAGCUGGUUAAGAUUGGGUUUGACUCGAGCCUCUCUGCUGCAAACGCGCUUAUUACAAUGUAUGCUAAAUGCGGGGUUGUGGAGGAAGCUCGGCGGGUGUUUAUUACUAUGCCUUGCCAGGACUCGGUUUCUUGGAAUGCUUUGAUUGCUGCGCUGGGACAGCACGGGCACGGUGCUGAAGCGGUGGGUGUGUAUGAGGAGAUGUUGAAGGAAGGGAUAAAGCCUGAUAGGAUCACGUUUCUUACGGUUUUGACAGCGUGUAGCCACGCUGGUUUAGUAGACCAGGGACGGGAAUAUUUUGAUUCGAUGGAGACUGUUUACUGUAUACCUCCAGGUGCUGAUCAUUACUCAAGGCUGAUCGAUUUGCUCUGUCGGUCUGGGAGAUUCACUGAAGCGGAGAGUGUAAUCAAAUCGUUACCGUUUGAGCCUACUUCACAGAUAUGGGAAGCUCUUCUCUCGGGUUGUAGAGUCUAUGGAAACAUGGAGCUAGGGAUCAUAGCUGCAGAGAAACUCUUUGAACUCAUACCGGAACAUGACGGGACCUACAUGCUCUUAUCGAACAUGUACGCAGCUACUGGCAAGUGGGAGGAAGCGGCAAGGGUGCGUAAACUAAUGCGGGAUCGAGGAGUUAAGAAGGAACUGGCUUGUAGCUGGAUUGAGGUUGAGACGCAAGUGCAUAAGUUUCUGGUGGAUGACACCUCACAUCCAGAGGCAGAAGCUGUUUACAAGUAUCUUCAAGAGUUGGGAAAAGAGAUGAGGAGAUUCGGGUAUGUGCCGGACACGAACUUUGUGUUGCACGACGUGGAGUCUGAUGGUCACAAGCAAGAUAUGUUGAUUACUCACAGCGAGAAGAUUGCGGUUGCGUUUGGGUUGAUGAAACUUCCUCCGGGAAGAGCCAUUAGGGUGUUCAAGAACUUGAGGACUUGUGGUGAUUGUCAUAAUUUCUUUAUUUACUUGUCGCGUGUGGUGCAGCGUGAGAUUGUCUUGAGAGACAGAAAGAGGUUUCAUCAUUUCCGGAACGGUGAGUGCUCUUGUGGUAACUUCUGGUAGGGAAGGCUUUGCUUUUGUUGCCAAUUCAUUUAGACUUCAUUCUUACAUUUUUGUUCAUCGUUAUAAAUUCUUACAUCUGAAGAAAAUUGGGAAUAAUCUGUUGCCCUACGCCUCUAAAUUCUAUCUUUGUUGAGUUCAGAGAACACGUUUCCACCUGGUACAGUUUUGUAUUUUGGACAUUCGGACUAGAUAGUCUAUUAACACAUCAUAAGAGCAAUAGCUUGACUGGGUCGUUGUUGUUUCUCUGUUCAUAUCAAACUUCUGAUUUUUCAUUUAUUUUAUUUUUUCAUGGAUAGCUUCCACUUGCAUGUAAAGAUCAGGAAAGACUAUCUUAACUUAUCCCAAAAUAACUUGUUGAGAUUCAACGAUUAGAUUCUUCUUUUUCUUCGAGUAAGCCUUCAUACGUGAGGUAAUGAAACAAAAUGGCUGAUCAGUUUGUUUGCAUUUCUUUCUCCUAAUGAAGCCAUAAAUACUAAGCAUAACUUGCUUCCAGAGGAAACCAUUCCCUCUAACAAUACCCAAGUUUACCUUACUCGCUCUCAAUGUUAAUUCUUUAAUAUCCAUCUCAUUCAAUUCACCCAAUAGAGGUCAAACCUGAGAACUCGGUCAAACCUAGUAUGAGCUAAGAGUUUAGGUUAGUUCUGGCUUGAAUGCGCCUAAUUAUGUCAUGGAUCAAACUCUAAUGACUUCCAGUUUGAACUAAAAUACUUUUAAAAAAUAUUUUAAAAGUACAGAUUUAUAUCCAUAAGAAAAGAAAAAGAAACAAAAUUGCAACUAUAUGUUGCUAAUUUUUAAUAUAUAAACAUUUAAACUAAAGUGGAGCAGUGGAUACAAAAAAUGCAAAUAUAAGUGAAACUAUAAACAGUUAAAAUUCCACAUAAA